Drosophila santomea is the source of this 546-nucleotide messenger RNA. RefSeq lists its product as uncharacterized. The coding region runs from base 1 to 546 and encodes 181 amino acids. The record is from RefSeq and is a predicted model, not a curated record. The transcript has 2 exons. NCBI's taxonomy places the organism in Eukaryota, Metazoa, Arthropoda, Insecta, Diptera, Drosophilidae.
AUGAGGAGCUUCAAGUCGCAUUUUUACAAGCACACAGCCGCUGGGAAAUACACGUUCGAGGAACUGACUACUCUCCUGGCGAAGAUUGAGGCCUGUUUGAAUUCCAGGCCCAUCUCGCCAAUGUCCGAAGAUCCCACGGACCUUAUCGCUCUUAGCCCUGGGCAUUUCCUAAUCGAUGGACCAUUACUUGCGGUAGCAGAACCUGAGGUUAAAGAAGGUCCCAGCUCCAUUAUCAAUCGGUGGCGGAGGUUGAAAGCCCUGAAUCAGCAGUUCUGCCUGCGUUGGAAGGAGGAAUACCUAAAGGAACUCCACAAAAGGAACAAAUGGAAGUUCCCAACGCGAGAUCUCCAGGCGGGGGACAUGGUGGUGAUCAAAGAGGGGAACUUGCCACCCAACGAGUGGCGGCUUGGGCGUAUCCAAUUGGUCUGUCCUGGUGUGGACGGCAAGCCGCAUAUACAAUGGCCCCAGCGAUCCGCCACGGUGUCCGUCGUUCAUCGUUUCAUGGUGUAUACCGAUGUCGAGUGUGCAGGGGUGUUCACCCACUGA